AUGACUGGGAGAGUGACAAGCCUGGAUGAUGUGGAUCUGUCGCUGCUGCCUCUGCGGCGCACACACACAUACAACAACUUUUUGAAGAAAGAAAUCUACCAGUUCCAAGUGAUGAAGACUGCAACAUCUGAAGUUACAGUGCCAGAGCCCCCUAUCCUCUACACGUGCCACAUAUGUGCGAUCGAGGUACCGGCAGCGUUCGCGAGCGAGCACGCCGCGAGCCAAAAACAUCAAGCGAACAUUCGCAUAGCGAGCGUAGCGGCGGAACGAAUGCGUGCGUUCAUCUCCGCUCUCCCCCCAACAUACACUACUAAACCAUGUGCACGUUUCUGCGUAAACUGCUCGAAGGAGACUGAUGAGGACCACGAAAAGACAAAUGAACAUCGAGUCGCUGUAAUGCUUGAUAGCUUGCUAUGGGAUCUGAUGAAAGCAUACGUUCAAGAUCAUAAUGAAUCUAAAUUUAUUGAGAUACAUUGUAAACAAACAAAUGUAAGUAAUAACAGCAAAAUUAACGAUCAUAAACAGGAUGAAGUAAAUACUAAUCAAAUAGAGGGAAACGAUAAAAAUAAUGACGAUUUAGAUAACAACAGUCAACCAAUUGAAGUAAUAGAAGAGUUAGUAGAACAAGAGGGAAAAGUAAUUGACAAAAAUUGUGAAGUCAAUGAUAAUUCAGAGAAAUCUAGUGAAGAUAAUGUUACAGUUAACAUCGCUGAAAAUAUCUACACAAACAACAAAAUUGAAGAAAAAACAAGUAAGGAACAUAUUUUGAGACACGAAAAAGAUGAUUAUGGAGAAAAGUUACGCAAAUUUAUAAAUGAUAAAAAUUCAUUUGAGUAUAAGGAGUUAGUUAAAAUUAGUAUAAAGUUAAACGAGUAUAUAAUAAACAACAUUGAUAGUGAUCAUUAUCACAGCUAUGACAGAACGUGCGACGAUGGCAGUUUACACUGCAUAGUGUGCGAUUGCGUUCUCAAUGAUAAAGACGCUGAAGAUCAUAAAUAUGAUUUGGAACAUGUGCGUCGAGUUGCUAACUUGGGAAACGAUGGACAUUACAUAAGACAGAUAAACGAAUUCUACAGUCAUUGUAUUCUAUGUAAUCUAAAAAUACAAAACAUAGACUUGGAAUCACACAGUCAAUCAGCUACUCACAACGUAAAAGAAUAUUUGUACACGAAAACUCGUUCUGGUAUUAUCAACGAACACAGAGAAGCCGAAGUGUGCAAUGUAAAACUGGAAGCACUCAUUGAAAACGAGGAACUCGACUAUUAUGAGGAAUACAGUAAAAAAUAUAGCCUUGAUGAAUACUUUAUAGUCGGUGGCCAUGAUAACUCGGAGGAAUAUAGUGAAAAUGGAGAAGCCGAUGAUAGCAUGGAGAAAUACUGUGAAAAUAACGAACUCAAAAUGUUAUUCGAGGAACACAGUGAAGAUGAAGAACUCGAAGAUAACCUGGAAGAACACAGUGAAAAUGAAGAACCAAAUGAUAACUUGCAGGAAUACUGUAAUCAUGAAAAAUGUAAUGCUUGUCUGAAAGAACUCGUUGAGGAAUACAGUGAAGAUGAAGAUCCUGAUAAUAAUGCAAAGGAAUAUAGCGAAACUGAGGAACUUGGUGAUAAUGAAGAGGAUUACAGUGACAAUGAAGAACCCAUACAUAAUCUGGAGCAAUACUCUGAAAAUGAACCCCAUGACAGACUAGGAUCAGACAGAGAACAAGAGAACCACGAUAACAAUGAACUCAGUGAUAACUUGGACGAACACAAUAUAAAAGAAGAAUCUGAUAAUAACUCAAAGGACUACAGUGAAAAUGAAGAGCUUAAUUAUAAUCUAGAGACAUGCAACGAAAAUGAAGCAUUUGAUAAUAACUCGAAGGAAUACAAUGAAAAUGAAGACUCCGAAGGUAGCUGGGAGGAUGAGCUCAUUGACAUUGUGAAAUUAACAGAUGGCAUCACUAACAAUAUUAUGGCAAAAAUCGAACAACUAACAACAGAACCGGAAGAAGACAACAUAGAAAGCAAACAAGAGGAAAUAAAGAAAAAUAUAGUAAAAUAUGACUCACAGCAAUAUGCAGAAGAACUACGCAAAUAUAUAGACGAUAAAGACUCUUUCGAAUUCAAAGAAACUUAUAUUAUGGCUCAAAUAAAAAUAAAAGGCAGUAUUUUAAAAACGUAUAGUGACCGUUUUCACGGUUAUAACAGACUGAGCGACAAAGGCACAAUAAAAUGUAUGGUUUGCGAUUCGGUUUUCGAUGAAGAACAUGGUGAUGAUCAUAAAUUUGAUUCGAAACAUAUGCAGAAAAUCGCGAACUUAGGAGAAGAUGGCCAUUAUAUCAGAGAGAUCAACGAAACACACAGCCACUGUAUUUUGUGCAAUUUGAAAAUUGAAAACAUAAACGUGGCAACACACAAGGAGUUAUUUUCUCAUAAAUUUGGUAAAAGAUUGUUUACUAGGAGCACUACUACAAAAGUUAUUGAAGAUGAAGACGUCAUUGCAAGAGACGGCACCGAAAUACAACACAGCCCCUCAGUAAUCAAUCAAUCAAUCAAGGAUUAUGAAUCUGAUUGUCAUUCCGAAAAUCAUGAUGCGGAUCAAGAGUUAAAUGUUGAUAAUGUUGAAAUCAACCAAGUUAACAUAAGCACUAUAAGCGCUGACGAACCUAAUAGUAUUCAAUUAACGAAAGAUCAGAACGUUCUAGCUACUAACAAUGUAGAAACUGUCGAAGCUAAAGUUGUGAUAGAAAAUUGCACCAGCCCCUAUGACCUAAUCAACACAGUAAAAAAAUUUGAAACUAACGAUCAUCAUGAACAUGAUACAAAAGAUUAUGGAAAUGAACUUCGUAAAUUUAUAGAUAGCAAAUGUCAUUUCGAGUUCAACGAAAGGUCAAACGUGAUACGUAUAAUGAUGAAUGAUGAAAUAAUAGGUAUUUACAGUGAUCAUUUUCACAGUUUUGAUAGGACGAACUACGGCGGAAGAUUGAACUGCAUAGUUUGUGAUUGCAUUUUAAAUUUCGAAGAGGCUGAGGUACACAAAUACGAUCCAAAACAUAUGCGUAGAGUCGUAGACUUAGGAAAUGAUCAACAUUAUCUAAGAAAGAUAGACGAAUCGUACCGCCAUUGCAUUCUAUGCAACUUGAAGAUUAAAAACGAAAACCUGGAUAAACACAAGCGGGUCCUACUUCACACUAUAAAAAAAGAUCUCUACACCAGCAAGACUGAAAUAAGUAAAAAAGAAGUCACAACUGAGAAACCCGAUAGUGAGAUUCAAGAUGGCGAUCGAGUAUCUAAUGAUAAAAAUGUAACUAAUGCUGUAGGUGCGAUAAAAAAGAUUGAUACAAUCGUUGGUACCAAAAUUGAACAUCCAUAUGAAGUUACAGCGACAGGUACGCUGCGGUGUAUGGUAUGCGAUUGCAAAGUGCCGAACUGUGCCCAAAACAGAGAAGAGCAUGUCAGGGGUUGGAGGCAUCGUAAUCUGAUAUGGCAUAGAUAUGCAUAGUUCAACGAUAAAUGUUUUUUCACCACACCAGCUCGGAAAGGCUUACUUUGCACUUCAAAAACUGAUAGCAAAGUUGCAUUUUAUUCACAUGUGAGGCAAAGUAAUCAAAUGCAAAUUUUGAGUUGUUUUCCUAUGUUUGCUGGUUGAAUUUACUUUUAAAUGAUGAUUUUGGAUGAUAAAUAUUUAAUAACAUUCAUUUGGAUUUGAUUUGGUUUGAUUUUUUUGAUAUUUC
Cydia amplana is the source of this 3715-nucleotide messenger RNA. Its product is annotated as protein PFC0760c-like. The coding region runs from base 1 to 3483 and encodes 1160 amino acids. Lineage: Eukaryota; Metazoa; Arthropoda; Insecta; Lepidoptera; Tortricidae. Gene Ontology annotation, molecular function: zinc ion binding; nucleic acid binding. The record is from RefSeq and is a predicted model, not a curated record. The transcript is spliced from 8 exons.